CUGAAUUUGCCACGUACUUGAAUUUCUGCCGUUCUUUGCGUUUUGAUGACAAGCCGGACUAUUCCUAUCUAAGGCAAUUAUUUAGAAACCUCUUUCAUCGGCAGGGGUUCUCCUAUGACUAUGUAUUUGACUGGAACAUGCUGAAAUUUGGUGCAAGCAGAGCAGCUGAAGAUGCUGAACGUGAAAGGCGAGAACGAGAGGAAAGGUUAAGACACACACGAAAUCCGGCUGUACGUGGAUUACCCUCCACUGCUUCUGGCAGGCUAAGAGGAGCGCAAGAUGCUGCUCCUCCUGCUCCACUUACCCCGACUUCACAUGCUGCCAACACCUCCCCUCGGCCAGUAUCGGGUAUGGAACGAGAAAGGAAAGUGAGUAUGAGAUUGCAUCGUGGUGCCCCAGUCAAUAUCUCUUCGUCUGAUUUAACAGGCCGACAAGAUACGUCUCGCAUGUCAACUUCACAGAUUCCUGCUCGGGUUACUACCAGUGUUCUCCAGUCUGCUGUGCACCGAUGAAAAUUAUUUUGCCAUGGAGGGCAGAUAAUGCAUGGCUGAUCUCCCAUGUUACCAAUGGCUUUACUAGCAAAUAUAACCUAAACUAGAGUGGAAAUUGGAGUUCUCCAUGUCACCUAAAAGGCACUUGGAGGAACCUGCGGAGACUCCAGCAGCUGCCAUUACAGGAUGCUUUUGCCAGAAACCCAGUGACCUUAAGAGAACCCUGUGGUAACAGGGCUGGAAAAGAAAGAUGGUUUACAGAGUUCCCCGCCUGUUACUGGAUGGCUAUUUCAGUUUUCCCUCCACAGGCGGCAGACUUUACUCCCUUUUUAUUAUUCUACUGUAAUUACAAAUCUUUUACUUGGUUUAAGAAAAUUUUUUGUAUCAUUUUGCUAAAAUUAUUGGCUUACUUCUCUGUAAAGAACUUUUGCUUUGGUCUGAUUUAAAAAUGUAGAAUAUAAACAAACCUGAACUAAAGACAAUGACUUGAAAUUUCUUGUUUGAAAGAUUAGUCUGCCAGGGAACAUGUAAAUGAAUCAAAACCAUCUGAUGUUAUUUAAAUUGUUCACUUUCACGUAUUGUCCAAUCCUGAGUCGGCUUUCUCAUGAAAUUUUAAAAACUGUUAGAAGUUUAUUUUACUGUUUGCUGUCUUCAUUCACCCUGGACAUUUAACUUUCUGUGUAGCACAAAGGAAUUUUUAAUACUCAUUGUUUCAUAGAAGAGGAGAACUAAAUACUCUGCAGGAGAGUCAUAGGUAUAGUAGAGAUUGUAGUAAUGGAUUUUUUUUUUUUUGUAAAGAACAUGAAGGACAAAGUGAGACUGGCAUUUGAGGGAUUUAGAACUAGAAAGCUUGUUCUAUCUGUCUGCUUAGUUUGGGUGAGUCUUCACUGAAUUUGCAUGUUUCCUUCAGUAUCUACAUGUUUAUAAAUAAAUAAAUAAAUACAUCGA
This is a messenger RNA of Hirundo rustica (Barn swallow), 1439 nucleotides long. RefSeq names its product casein kinase 1 delta (gene CSNK1D). The transcript has 4 exons. Lineage: Eukaryota; Metazoa; Chordata; Aves; Passeriformes; Hirundinidae. The record is from RefSeq and is a predicted model, not a curated record. The annotation marks the transcript as partial.